Messenger RNA from Alternaria alternata, 3564 nucleotides. RefSeq names its product DNase I-like protein. Gene Ontology annotation, molecular function: protein binding; phosphatidylinositol-4,5-bisphosphate 5-phosphatase activity. The coding region runs from base 1 to 3564 and encodes 1187 amino acids. The transcript has 4 exons. Gene Ontology annotation, biological process: phosphatidylinositol dephosphorylation. NCBI's taxonomy places the organism in Eukaryota, Fungi, Ascomycota, Dothideomycetes, Pleosporales, Pleosporaceae. The record is from RefSeq and is a predicted model, not a curated record.
AUGGAGAACCAGCAAGAGGAGACGCAGGAUGGCUCCUCGAUUAAGCCAGUGUCUUCCCUCCGCGCCCAAUUCGAGAACCUCCUCAGCACAAACAAAUCACCCGCGCCUGCCACCCCGAGACAGCGCUCUCCUGGCGCCGGCGACCGCCUUCCCAUGCCAGAGGACAACAGGAGAACAGACGGGCGCAUAUCCCUAGACAUGCCGAGGGAUAGAGACUAUACCGAGAGACCCUCGCCCAGUGUGGCCGACUACAGUGGGAGUGGGACAGUGACACCGCGCUCGAACACCCUCGGACGGUCGCUAUGGGGCAAUCCAAAACCAAGACCGACAUCGAUGAUGGCUUUCUCUCCGCCCAGGUCGCCUACAAGGUCGCCCACAAGGUCGCCUCCAAAAGUCACUGUCCAAUCACCAAGAUCACCACCCAAGUCUUCCGCAUCCCCCAUACACUCGCCGCAGCCUUCGAAACCCAUCUCGCACGUAGCACUGGAUUCGCCCUCGUCAGCGUCUGGGGGGAAAAGAUUCUUCAAAAUGCCCAGUCGCAAUGGUACUCCUGGUGUGGAUGCGAAACCUGUCUUCCCAUCUCAUACGGGCAAUGGCCCCUCCAACGAUCCACGAAAGGGUGACCGACCAGUAUCCUCUGCGCCGCCUGCGCCACCACCCGUAAAUCGAGCCGGAAAGCCCAAGAUCCCACCAAAACCGAUUUCUGUUGACGGUGCAGCUCGCACAAACCUAGCACCCGAAGCAACAUCUGAUGCUGUAGAUGUGUCUCCAUUCAGUACGCCACCCAGCAGUAGUGGAGAUAGCGUCAAGGGAGAGCCUUCUCCACCAGUUAUUCCAGGGUUCUCUAAACCAAAGUUCACUCCUAGUAACAAUGGAUACUUUCCAGCUCAUCCACCAUCUACAGACUCUCGCAUACCUGGGAAGCAACCCUUCAAGAAAACUAUGCCUCCACCAUCACCGAAUGACCUCCCAGAAGACCGCCCAUCGUUACCCAUGCGACGAGAGAAAGACAACUUCGACUUGCGGAAGAGCGUGCAACUGCAGAGAGCAGCACCCCCUGACUUGCCAGUGCGACGGUCUUUUGACCAGACCCGGCCUGGUCAGUUAGUACAGGAGACAAACAACAAAUUCAUGCCCCCUCCCCGGCGGAACAACACAACUGGCGCCAUAUCCGCUAGUCCCGGAAAAGCGUUAGAACCCCCGAAGCCACCGCCUCCACGAAACUCUGGGGAAAUGCGACGGCCUUCCCAGCCAACCGUGCAAGCAUCGCAGCUAUCACAGCCGUACACUUAUGACUCGGACGAGGAGGACACAGGCGCAGAAAAACAACCGGCGACUGCUCUAACAGACUACCCAGACUCGUCACAAGCGAAUCGAAGGCCACCAGUGUUUCCGGAUGGCGUAGCUGGCAUUCCGACAGGCUACGAGACCAAACUGUUCGCGAUUUGUGGUGAUUACAUAUGUACGACCGGAUAUGUGACCAAUGUUUGGAACGUUUUGAAUGGGCGACUGCUUAUGAGUCUCGCCCAUGGUGACACAGUCAAAGCCACAGCGAUUGCAUUUCGGCCAGCCAAGGACGUUGAGGACGAAGGCAAGCGGUUAUGGCUAGGGACGAAUACCGGCGAAAUGCAUGAAAUUGACAUACCCACACAAAGUGUAGUGUACACUAAGAGUAACGCGCACGCGAGGAGUGUGGUCACCAAAAUCUUCCGCUAUGCCUCAGAAAUGUGGUCUCUCGACGAGGAUGGCGUUUUGCACAUUUGGCCAGCAGACGAGUCAGGAUGUCCUUCUUUGCAGCAGGCGCCGCUCACUUACCGCAUCCCUCGUGGAAGCACCUUUUCCAUAAUCUCAGGCUCCCAGUUGUGGGUAGCUUCGACGAAAGACAUACGAGUUUACGCUCGUACAUCAGACAACAACUACUUCCAGCAGUUGACACAGGGACCUUUGUCUCAGCUUAAUGUCGGAGACGUCACUUCUGGUGCUAUCAUCAGCAGUCAGCCGGAUAAGAUGUACUUUGGACACGCUGAUGGGAAAGUCACAAUCUACUCCAAGAAGAGCUUUGAAUGUCUUGGAAUUGUGAAUGUCAGUGUGUAUAAAAUCAGCUCCCUGGUUGGUGUUGGUGACUUCCUUUGGGCUGGCUACAGUACUGGAAUGAUAUACGUGUACGAGACCAAGUCGACCCCCUGGAAGGUGUUGAAAGAUUGGAAGGCACACGACAAACCAAUCGCGGGCAUUUUGGCCGAUCGUACCAGUAUCUGGAAGCUCGAUAGAUUCCAGGUCGCGUCUUUGGGAACGGACAGCAUGUUGCGUGUCUGGGACGGGAUGAUGAAGGAGGAUUGGCUCGAAAACUUGAUGCAACAACGCGAUUCUGAAUACUGUGAGUUCAGAGAGCUCUCAGCACGAGUUAUGACAUGGAACGCCGGCGCAACCAAACCCGCAAACAUACGGAACACAGAGCAGGAUCGCAAUUUCUUCCGGGAGAUAAUCGAGCCUGGCAAUUCUCCCGACAUUCUCGUCUUUGGCUUCCAGGAGUUGGUAGAUCUGGAAGACAAGAAGAUUACUGCCAAGAGUAUCUUCAAGAGAAAGAAACACAAGGAGACAUCAGAACACGAACACAUGUCUCAUCAAUAUCGGGCGUGGCGAGACCACCUUGUCCGUGUUCUGGACGAACACAGUCCAAACGAGAAUUAUGUUCUCUUGCAUACCGCCAACCUUGUCGGUCUCUUCACCUGUGUGUUCAUAAAGGCUUCUGAACGGACAAAUAUCCGCGACGUAUGUGCAGCUGAGAUCAAGCUUGGCUUCAGCGGUCGAGUUGGUAACAAGGGUGCGCUCGUGGUGCGCUUCUUCAUUGACGAUUCGUCGCUCUGCUUUAUCAACUGCCAUCUCGCAGCUGGUCAGACACAGACCGUGCAUCGCAACAACGAUGCCGCCGCAAUUAUGGAGAACGCGCCAUUACCGAAGAACCGCUCCCCAACUUCGUGCGCAAACUACUUUGUUGGAGGUGGUGAUGGAUCUAUGAUUUUGGACCACGAGAUUUGUAUCUUGAACGGUGACCUCAACUAUCGCAUUGACGCGAUGCCUCGCAAUACUGUUGUCGCCGCUGUGCAGCAAGGGAAUCUGGCGAAGCUUCUUGAGCGCGAUCAACUGCUUUUGUCUCGCAAACGCAAUCCCGGGUUCCGCUUGCGUGCAUUCACAGAAGCGCCCAUCAACUUUGCUCCCACUUACAAGUAUGAUGUAGGGACAGACAAUUACGAUACCUCCGAAAAGCAGCGUUCACCAGCAUGGUGCGAUCGGUUGCUGUACCGCGGCUUGGGUAGAAUCAAGCAGUUAGAUUACCGGCGACAUGACUCUAUCAAGGUCUCAGAUCACCGUCCUGUCAGUGGAACAUUCAAGCUCCGUGUCAAGACGAUCAACUCGAAGAGACAAGAUGCCACCAGAGAUAAAGCCGAGGUUGAGUUCGAGGCAGUGCGGCGGCGGAUAGCUGGAGACAUCAAACUCGACUACCUGAUCAAUGUCUUCGGCCUAUCCAGCAAAGAAGCUCAGAAGCUACUGAAAGGAGCUUGA